Messenger RNA from Parastagonospora nodorum SN15, 384 nucleotides. RefSeq lists its product as hypothetical. Bases 1 to 384 code for a protein of 127 amino acids. The transcript has 2 exons. The record is from RefSeq and is a predicted model, not a curated record. NCBI's taxonomy places the organism in Eukaryota, Fungi, Ascomycota, Dothideomycetes, Pleosporales, Phaeosphaeriaceae.
AUGGCCGUCGCCAUGAUCGACAAACGGGCAAAGUUUCAGCAGGUCCGACAUAUCCUCAAAGUCUUGGCAAGGGUAGUUCAGCUGAGGAGUGCGGCGAUGGCGUUCCUUGUGGCGUCGCCGAAGCGCACUGGCCCGAUCGGUUGGCCCUGCACCUUCAUUAACGGCGAGCUAGCUUCUUGCUCUCGACCAACUUUUACCAUGAUUAUUCCGCCCGCCACUACUGCGAUCGAGUUUUCUGGACAUGUGUUACACGGCGGCCGUCGUUCCCGUGAUAGAAGCCACGCGCCUAGUCAGCUGCACGGUGGACGCCAACCGAGUUGCAAGCACACCAAGGACUCCAUCAAGCAACCUGACCGCGACCUUUGCAAGAUUGUACAAAGUUAA